This is a messenger RNA of Cygnus olor (mute swan), 1914 nucleotides long. RefSeq names its product serine incorporator 2 (gene SERINC2). Gene Ontology annotation, cellular component: membrane. NCBI's taxonomy places the organism in Eukaryota, Metazoa, Chordata, Aves, Anseriformes, Anatidae. Bases 58 to 1416 code for a protein of 452 amino acids. The record is from RefSeq and is a predicted model, not a curated record. The transcript has 10 exons.
GACUCGGGCCCGCCCCGGGGAGGCGCCGCGCCGGGCCCGGGGAGCCGGGGGCGCACGAUGGGGGCCUGCCUGGGGGUCUGCUCCCUGCUGAGCUGCGUGUCCUGCCUGUGCGGCCCCGCAUCAUGCCUGCUCUGCGGCUGCUGCCCCUCGGCCAGGAACUCCACCGUCUCCCGCCUCCUCUUCACCUUCUUCCUCUUCCUCUGCACCCUCGUCUCCAUCAUCAUGAUCAUCCCCGGCGUGGAGAAGGAGCUGCACAAGCUCCCCGGCUUCUGCGAGGGCAGCGGCUCGGUGCUGGGGGUCCAAGUCCACGCUGACUGCAGCGGCUUCCUGGGCCACAAGGCCGUGUACCGCAUGGGCUUCGCCGCGGCCUCCUUCUUCUUCCUCUUCGCCGUGAUCAUGGUGUGCGUGCGCAGCAGCAAGGACCCGCGAGCCGCCGUGCAGAACGGCUUCUGGCUCUUGAAGUUCAUGGUGCUGGUGGGGCUCACAGUGGGGGCCUUCUACAUCCCUGAUGGCUCCUUCACCUCAGUCUGGUUCUACUUCGGCGUGGUCGGCUCCUUCCUCUUCAUCCUCAUCCAGCUCAUCCUCCUCAUCGACUUCGCCCACUCCUGGAGCCAGCUGUGGCUGCGCAACGCGGGCGAGGGCAGCGCCAAGGGCUGGUACGCAGCCCUUUGCGCUGUCACCUUCAUCUUCUACGCUGCCUCCAUUGUGGCCAUCGCGCUGCUCUAUGUUUACUACACCAAGCCCCAGGGCUGCACGGAGGGCAAGGUCCUCAUCAGCAUCAACCUCAUCCUCUGCGUCAUCGUCUCGGCCAUGUCCAUCCUGCCCAAAAUCCAGGAUGCCCAGCCGCACUCGGGGCUGCUGCAGGCGUCCCUCAUCACCCUCUACACCAUCUUCAUCACCUGGUCCGCCCUGGCCAACGUCCCCAACCAGGACUGUAACCCCACGCUGCUGCUGCGGAACAGCACGGGCUCAGCAGAGGCUGCCCAGCCGCUGACAACGUGGUGGGACGCCCCGAGCAUCGUGGGGCUGGUGAUCUUCAUCCUCUGCACCCUCUUUAUCAGCAUCCGCUCCUCGGACCACGCACAGGUCAACAAGAUGAUGCUGACGGAGGAGAGCGGGGCCGGGGUGAGCGCUGGGGAUGCGGCAGCGGCAGAGAGCGGGGUGCACCGCGCCUACGACAACGAGCAGGACGGCGUCACCUACAGCUACAGCUUCUUCCACCUCUGCCUCCUCCUCGCCGCCCUCUACAUCAUGAUGACUCUCACCAACUGGUACAGGCCCGAUGAGAGCCUGCGGGUGCUGAGCAGCCCCUGGACGGCCGUGUGGGUGAAGAUCUGCUCCAGCUGGGCCGGGCUCCUACUCUAUGCCUGGACGCUGGUGGCUCCGCUGGUGCUGCCGGACCGGGACUUCAGCUGAGGCGGCCGCGGGCAUCCCCCCCCAACGCCAGGGGCAGCCCCAGCUCCGCCUCGGCCCCAGCCUCGAGUUUUGCACGUGGGUUGUGCCUUCUUGCAGGUUUUCAGCCUUAAUUUAAAAGGGAUAAAGUGCCAAGCAGGGACAGUCAGCGAGAGGGCUGGGACUUCCCUAAGGACGUCUGUACCGCUGUUACACUGCCCGUGCUUGCCUCGUGCCUUCAGCGGUGCCUCCAGCCGCCCUCCUCUCAGCCUUUCGAGGGUUGGGUUUGCACGAGCUGCUCUCCUCUUGCUUGGUGCCCCGGGACCGCGGUGCCUUCUGCAGGGGCUUUGCGGACUGGCUGUGACAAGGAGAUGGGACCCGGCCACCAGCCUCUGCUGCUUCCCCAGCCAGCCUGGAAGAAAGCCAAGCUGGGGGCUGCGUGUCGCCUGUGUCCCCCCCAGCAUUUGAGGGUUGGCCGACUCCCCCAGGGCUCUCCCUGCCUCCUCAAUAAAGUCUUGUUUG